Molecule: messenger RNA, 300 nt
Organism: Wyeomyia smithii (pitcher-plant mosquito)
Lineage: Eukaryota; Metazoa; Arthropoda; Insecta; Diptera; Culicidae
Gene: Vm32E
Product: vitelline membrane protein 15a-1
Exons: 1
Coding region: 1-300 (99 amino acids)
Source: RefSeq, a predicted model, not a curated record
AUGAAUCAGCUAGUAGUGUUGACCGUUGUGGCCGCCAUUGUUGGCGUGUGCGCUGCCAAUUACGCUCCCGCAAAGUACGAAGCCCCGAAGCCGGCUUACCACGCUCCAGCUCCAGCCUACCACGCACCUGCCCACCACGCCCAGGCAGUUAAGUGCGGCUCGAACCUGCUCGUCGGAUGUGCUCCCAGUGUUGCGCACGUACCAUGCGUUCCAUCCUACGGUGGACACAGCUACGGAGGACAUGGAGGACACGGAUAUCACCGCGCCGCGGAAUCCGAAUCGUUCGAUCAGAUGGAGUAA